GGUGUACUGAAAGGUGUACUUUCGCUGGAGACACUAAAGUGGGAGUUAGUCAACAUGUUAAACAUGGCAAUGGUCCCCUCUUAAAAAUAAAUUAUCCUGGCAAGGCAUAUACGUAGACAUCAGAUUGAAAUAUCAGCUUAUUGUUUGUCCUGUUCUUCAACGAUUUCUAUCAAUUUCAUCAACACCAGGAUGGCUCUUCCACUGAUGUGGAUUGUCCUCGGAUGUUUUGGAUUUAUAAAUUGUGAUCCAGGAUUACGUAAAAUACCCAAGAUAUACAAUGCCGUAGUGACAACUGAUCAAAAUUUAGCUCCAUCAAGAGCUUAUCCAGUGAUACAACCAGUUGUACAUCGUACUGCAAUUGGUUAUGUACCACCAUUUUAUUAUUCACCAAUUAAUCCAAGUUAUGAGCCAACUUAUACAACAUAUGGUGGUUAUGGAAAUCCAUUUCCUGGACCAGAAUCACCACCACAACCAAGAGCAGUACAAACACAAUUUGUAACUGAUAAUCCAAAUGCUGAAAAAAUUGAUAUUCAACAACAAGAUGCAUCAUCAUUAUCACCAUCAUCAUCAGAAGAAGAAAAAGUUUCAAAUGAACAAAAUCAAUCAACAUCUAAUGAUAAUACUGAUAAUAAUAACAAAGAAAGUAUUAAUGAUGAUGUCAAAGUUGAAUGUAAAAACAAACCAAAUAAUAUUGAAGAAAAGAAAACAAAAAAAGAACAAAUACCAUUAAAUUUUUAUCCAAAUUAUCGUUCAACAUAUUAUGAUCCAUAUUAUUAUGGAUAUAAUCCAUAUCAACAAAUGCCAUCGGUAUUUACAUCACCAGGUAAUUAUUAUGUUGAUUAUCAUCAACAAAGAAAUACAAUUUAUCCAGAACAAAUGGCAAUUGAACAACAGCCCUUUCUUGAUGAUGCUUCAUUGUCAUCAAGAAAUUAUGGUGAUAAUGUUAAUAAACAGAAGAAUAAUCAUGUAAUACAAGCUCAACAGAAACAUGAUAAAAUACCAGAUGUUCCACCACCACCAGUACCCACUAGCCAGGCAUAUAAAAAAUCAUAGUAAUAAUUAAUUUUACUAUUGUUUAAUUAUGAAUCUUUAUUUACUACUACUUUUAAUUACAUUUAUGAAUUGAUAAAUUUUUGUUUUGGGACGUUGCCCACCGUUUUGCCCCAUUGUUUGUUUCUUUUUAUUUUAUAUAUUUAAAUUUAUGUAUUAUAAAUUUAGUUGAAUUAAAAACUUAAAAUUUAUUAUU
Molecule: messenger RNA, 1246 nt
Organism: Aphidius gifuensis
Lineage: Eukaryota; Metazoa; Arthropoda; Insecta; Hymenoptera; Braconidae
Product: myb-like protein AA
Exons: 2
Coding region: 190-1053 (287 amino acids)
Source: RefSeq, a predicted model, not a curated record